GGAAGCUCCAAUGAGACGCGUCCACCUUGCCGUACCGGACCCAGAUAUCCGGUGUGGCAGACGCUGACUCGGCUCCUGGAGCAGGCAGGAUGGUGUAUAUAUCUAACGGCCAAGUGUUAGAUGGUAAUCGGUCCCCAUGGAGACUGUCAUUUAUAACAGACCUAUUUUGGGGAAUUGCAGACUUUUUUGUCCUAUUUUUUAAGAGCAUACUUCAGCCCGACAUAUCGAGAAAAGGGUACUCAAACUCUAUAUCCAGCUCGCGAUAUGAUGACGGCAGAGGGCCUCCUCCACCCCCUCGCCGUAGAAUGGGUAGAAUAAAUCAUGGAACAGGUCCAAAUGCGCCUCCAAUGGGAGGAGGUGGAUGAGGAAGGUAAACGCCUGCUCUUGGUAGCAGGCAUCCAGAGAGGGGCAUUUAGCAGCGCUCUUUGAAGUGGAAAGUUCAUCUCACUGUGAAUGUCUCUCUCUACCUGUAAAAAUGCUCUGCAGCAAUGCGGAUUAAUGAUGUUCUGCUGGGAAUUCCCUCUCCAGGAUCCAGUAUUAACUGAUCAGCAUGUGUACAACUGUAAAUGUGUCCUUUGUAUGAAACCUGCAGUCUGCAUGCCAUAAACCUAAAUAGCAAACAGAUUGUGAGAAUUUAUUUCAGACUGUUGUGUUUUUGUUUUUUAGUACAUCAGAGAUCCUUUUGGAUCAGUGCAGUGUCCCCUAGUCUAAAUAUAGUGGAGCUUUUGAAGUCCAGCAGCAGGAAGCUGUUUGUCAGCUCCAUCCUAGAUGCUUUUCUUGCUGUUAAUUUGUGACUAAGGACAAUGAUGUCCCAGAAAUAGUCUACAUCAACAUACUUUAAAUAAACUCAUGCGAGAAAGACGUAUGAUGUAGACUCUGUCCUACAGAGAGGUAGCAGCUUAUGGUGCAUAUCAGAAUGAUUUAGUGGGGUGUAGCCGAAGUCAGUUUAUUUUUGGUCUUUCUGCCAUUUUGUCAACAUUUUUUUCCCUGUUCAAUAACAAUAAUGGAAGUUACAACAAUUUUAAGAUACAUAUUUAUUCUGUUCUGACUGCUUUAGUAAUAUAUAUAUAUAUAUAAUAAUUUUUAAACCAAAAGAAAAACAAUUGCUUGCUCUUUCCCACUUUAUUUGAAAUUUUGAAGUAAAAUGUUUUGCAUCACA
Messenger RNA from Pelobates fuscus (common spadefoot toad), 1159 nucleotides. It is a transcript of the gene SELENOK, whose product is annotated as selenoprotein K. The transcript has 5 exons. Lineage: Eukaryota; Metazoa; Chordata; Amphibia; Anura; Pelobatidae. Gene Ontology annotation, biological process: calcium ion transport; endoplasmic reticulum calcium ion homeostasis. The record is from RefSeq and is a predicted model, not a curated record. Gene Ontology annotation, cellular component: endoplasmic reticulum membrane; Golgi apparatus.